AUCAGGGCGCAGGACUGGCAGACUGUACUGUAGAGUUGGAAUAGGUUUCCACCUUCAAAUUCACCCCGAUGGAAGAGUCAACGGGAGUCACGAACCGAAUCGGUUAAGUGUGCUGGAGCUGUUUGCCGUGUCUCAAGGGGUCAUAGGAAUCCGGGGAGUUUUCAGCAAUCGAUUUCUAGCCAUGAACAAGAGGGGGAGGCUUCUUGCGACUGGUCAGGAUCUGGCCCGCCAGCUGGUGGAGCUGGGCCACAAGGGUAGCAGUUUGGAGAGGGAGGAAUUUGAGACAAGGAAAGCAGCUGCCGAGGCCUCCAGGCUUGCUUCAAGGAGCCAACAGAAGAAGCUGGCAAAUGCUGGAAAAGAGCUCAAAGAUAACUUCCUGAGAGCCCUGGCAGAGCGGGAGGAGGCCAACCGCAGUGGGGAAAUUACUUCCAUCAUUUUCAUAAGGGACCGAAAUUCUCAUGGACAGGAGAUAUCUGGGUAUGUAGACUACUCCCACCGACUAAAAUCUGAAGACUUUGAACCAUAUUUCAAUGGAAAGAAAAGGCUUCUGCCAAGAACAACUGACUUAAGCUUCUACAACUGGGAAACACAGGUGGCUAAAUACAAUGCCAGCUCAAACUAUGAGGUGAUCACAGAGAAUCAAAGUGGUUUGCUCUUCAAGAACAAUGAUGACAGAAAAAUCUUGAAUGUUGACCCAGAGGCAUCACCUGGUGACAGCUCUGUCCGCAUUCCUGUCCUGUCUGACCUAUAUGUGCAUGUUGUCAUUUAUGACCACAUUGCCAGAAAACCCGCAACCAGUUCCUGUGCACCACUCUCCAAUUAAAUAUGUAUUAAAGAGCACUUGAAGCCUCUAAUUUCAUCUACAUAAAAACAGUUUUAACCUUCAUAUUGUCCACUACAUCUGGAUGUGUAGAUCGGCAGAGCU
Messenger RNA from Xyrauchen texanus (razorback sucker), 925 nucleotides. Its product is annotated as cilia- and flagella-associated protein 299-like. NCBI's taxonomy places the organism in Eukaryota, Metazoa, Chordata, Actinopteri, Cypriniformes, Catostomidae. The transcript is spliced from 7 exons. The coding region runs from base 182 to 823 and encodes 213 amino acids. The record is from RefSeq and is a predicted model, not a curated record.